AACGCCGAGUGUUUGUUACCAGUUAAAUGUUAAAUAAAGUGAACGUCAAAGGUAUGGAGUCCGGCCGCGUUCGGUACUACUGCACUGCCGGAAAUGGAAUGGAGCCCUUUGUAAUACAGGAAGUGACGAAGAGACUGUCGGCAACAGAUGUGUCCCGGAUGUCCGGUAAAGUGUUGUUCAGCUCAACUUCACCAUUUUACAAAGUUACUGAGCUCAAAUCUGCAGAGAGACUUUUCCUUCUGGUAAAACACGACCCUCCGCUGAAACUCUCGUCACAUAUCAGCCCAGCAAAGGUAGCUUCUGUCCUGCAGUCAAAACUGCUGGGAGACCGCAGUCUGUGGACCGAAGCUGUACUGACAUGGAGCCGCCUGCAGGGGGAAGUAGCGGAGAGGAAAAGUACUGACAACCAGCAGUGUGUUGGGAGAGGCGUUAGAGAGGAGGAGGACGAGGAGGGGAGAAGGCGUAAAGAACGGAUAGAUGAGGAGUGGAUUGCGGGAGAGGAGGGGGAGAAAAGUGAGAGCAGGAGGAUCAGCAGAGGUGAAGAAGGAGAAACUCUGGAACAGAGGAGAAAAAGAGGGAUGGUGUUGGAGAAAAGAUGUGGAGAUGGAGUCGAGGAUUGGGGUAAAAAGAUGAAGAUAGGUGAUUUGGAUAAGGACAGCACUGUGGAGACUAACAUCAAUGUGAAGACGGCUGACAGAGGAGACCCUCACCUCCAGCUCAGCAGGACCAAAGAAGUCUCCGUGUCUUUCAGGAUCAGCUGCAAAUGUACUGGACCUGUGUCUCACUACUUCAGCAGUACACAGGAGGUGGGGAAGGUGAUUGGCCUGGGUUUAAGCCGACUGUUGGGCUGGAAGGUUGAUCUGAAGAACCCACAGCUGGAGGUUCAUGUUUCUAUAAGUGAGGACCACUGUCUGCUGGGGAUUCCUCUGACUAAGUCACCUUUGGCCAACAGGAGCUACAUCAAAACCACAGGACUCAGGUCUACAGUGGCCUGGGUGAUGGCUUCACUGGCUCAGAUACAGCCUGGUUCCUGUGUUGUUGACCCCAUGUGUGGAGUAGGAACCAUCUUGAUAGAAGCAGCGCAGGAACAUGAGGAGGUCUGUUUCCUGGGCGUGGACAUUGAUGAUGGACAGCUGCAGAGGGCCAACGGCAACGUAGAGUUUGCAGGUGUGGUUCCCAGGAUUCACCUGCUGAAAGCUUCAUCCAUGACGCUGCCUCUGCCCAGCUCCAGUGUAGAUGCUGUGAUCUGUGACCUCCCGUUUGGCAGGAAGUUUGGCUCCAAAGCAAACAUGGCUGCCAACCUGCCAGUUAUUCUGACUGAGAUGGAGAGGAUCCUCCGUGUUGGUGGCUCGUUGGUCCUC
Messenger RNA from Cynoglossus semilaevis (tongue sole), 1361 nucleotides. RefSeq names its product THUMP domain containing 2 (gene thumpd2). The annotation marks the transcript as partial. The record is from RefSeq and is a predicted model, not a curated record. The transcript has 11 exons. Gene Ontology annotation, biological process: tRNA methylation. NCBI's taxonomy places the organism in Eukaryota, Metazoa, Chordata, Actinopteri, Pleuronectiformes, Cynoglossidae. Gene Ontology annotation, molecular function: tRNA (guanine) methyltransferase activity; RNA binding.